UUUUUCCAGAUCUGACGAGCUCAAUUUAAUUGAUUCGGGGUUUUUCCCUUCCGGGUUUCUCUCCCGCCGCAAAAACAGCGGUUGCGCCACCGCGCCAAAUGCAGCAAAACGAAAACAGACGGCAAGAAGCAAAAAGAGAAAAGGAGAAAAAAGGAGCGCAGGAAAUAAAAUCGCCGAAAGGGAAAGACAACUGGCAGAAAAGAAAAAGAAGAGGGAGGCUUUUCACACCCGUGCACCGGAAAGAAUCCCGGAGAGAAAGGCACGUGACUGACUGCCAUGCGAGCGUACGUGCCCGCAGGCCUCUUCACCCCAGGAAAGGGCUCCGGAUCGGUCGAGCUCGCCGGCUCGAGAGACACCUUUUUUCAUCAUGGAAAUUUCAUUUCGAGUCGAUUGCAGAUGACGAUACCAACGACAAACUCGUUUGGGCCUGAACCACCCCGCAAGAUCCUCCGCUUCGCUCGUCAACAUCAACAAUGCUCUCCUUCAGAAGCGUUGGCCAGUGCCGUGCCUUCUCCACGAACUCCGCCGUUCUGGCGGCUGCGGCCACCAGAAAAUCCUUCAACAAGAAGUCCUCCUACGAUAAGUCCAAGAACAAGAAGGGCUCCGGUAACGACAAGACGUUCAAGGCUUCUGUGCUCACGAAAAACUACAAGAAGCUGGCCCUCAAGGCCGAUGAAAACCUCAUCAAGGAGCUGCCUUCCAUCGUGGCGGAGAACAAAGACACCAUCAAGAACUCCUUUGUCAAGUACCCCUCCGAGUCGAUCCAAAAGCUCCACAUCGCGGGCUCGUUCAAGCCAGACCAGUACAACGAGCUGUACUCCCAGCCGCUGACGCUGUUCCGUGCUGUGGAAGACUCCAGGCUCCUUGAGAUCGUCAACCGGAACGGAUCGAGCGCAGAAAGCAGAUACAUUGUCAACGGACACUCCGGUAUCGGGAAGUCCACGAUGCUGGCUCAUUUCCAGGCCUUUGCCCUUGCACACAACAACAGCGGUGCAAUUCUGUUCCCCAUCUCCAAUGCAGACCUCUUGGUGGACGGCUCGUCCGACUUCAAACUCAACCCGCUCACAAAGAAGUACGACCAGCCUAUGUACUCUCGCACCUUCAUGAAGAAGUUCGUCAACCUGAACGCCGAAAGCUUGGCCAAGAUACCUCUUUCGGGCGAGAUCACGCCCCUCACCAACAUGUACAAAGCUUCCUCCCACAAAGUCUCAGGCACGUUGCUGGACCUCGCCAACCACAUCCUGAAAGCCUCUCCCAUCGAAUCGAAUACCACUUUUGCGUUCACCGUCAUGCUCGACGAAUUGUCCAAGCAGGAUAAACUACCAGUAUACAUGACCAUAGACAACUUCUCCGCAUUCAUCCAGCACGGAAUGACCAAAUAUAGAGAUACCGAGAACCGUAGAAUUUACUUUCAAAAUUUCACCAUCGCAGACACCUUACUCCAGUAUGUCUCCGGUGAAAAGUCUUUCAAAAAUGGAGCCAUAAUGGUUGCAACCCAUGGUAACCACAGACUACAAAGGAACGGUACGUUGGAUGUACUUGUCGGUGACAAGCCCAUCGAAGACUUCGCUUAUGCUAAGUUCAAAGAUUUCGACUACAAACUUGCAAACAGAUUGCUACAGAACAACGGUUUACAGAAAUUCAACGUGUCGAAAUUCAAUUUGGACGAAUGCAAGUCUUUGGUCAGCCAUCUUCUCAAGUUCAACCUUAUCCACAACGAAUACGACUUGGAGAAUCAACUACUCUCUGGUAACCUAGACACCGUGAUCCAAAGAAUUGCUUCUCAAAAAUACCUUGUCAGCGGUAACGGUAUCCCUAAGUUGGUUAUGGACUCAUGCAUCCUUUCUUACGCUUGAAGAUCUCACGUAAUAAUUCCCUUUCUAUACACUUCCACCCCCCCUGUAAAUAUAUAUAGAUAUGUAUAUCUGCACACAAACAAAUCAAUUAUAUUUGUAUGUAUUAUUCCAUUC
This is a messenger RNA of Pichia membranifaciens NRRL Y-2026, 1970 nucleotides long. RefSeq lists its product as hypothetical. Lineage: Eukaryota; Fungi; Ascomycota; Pichiomycetes; Pichiales; Pichiaceae. Gene Ontology annotation, molecular function: structural constituent of ribosome. The record is from RefSeq and is a predicted model, not a curated record. The transcript has a single exon. Gene Ontology annotation, cellular component: mitochondrial small ribosomal subunit. Bases 474 to 1856 code for a protein of 460 amino acids.